CCCCGCACGGGCUUGGGGUUGGGUCGGAAAAGCUGCCUCACGGGCGUGCCCGCCAGCCCCUCCCCGCCCCAGCCUCCCUUCCAAACUCCGCUGCGCUCUCCCGGAGGCAGCUCGUUGCUGCCUCGCAAUGUCCCAGCCGGCCCAGAAGCCUGCUGCCUCCCCGAGGCCCCGGCGCGCCGAGGCGGCCCGCCACACCCAAGAGCAUGUCCCUGAAAAAAGCAGUGGAUCUCCUUCCAGGUCAGGAGAAAAGAAAGGAGAAGAUCAGAAAAAAGCAACAAGCCAUGGGAGCAGUCAGCCCUCCAGAAUCCAUGCUGGUGGAACCGCCCCGGCCCCCAAGGUGUCUGCUUCCUCUGCAUCAACCAGCAAGUCUUCCAGCAUGAAUCCCACUGGAGCCAAGGCUGUAAAAACAGAACCUGAGAAGUUACAAUCAACUGAGCCACCUGUGGUUCAUGAGAAACAACCCCCAGAAGUAAAGCCAAAGGAACACACAGAGCCAAAAAGCCUCCCCAAACAUACAUCAGAUACACGAAGCAAGCAUGCGCAUAAAGAAAAAGCGGUUUCCAGAUCAAGUGGGCAGCCGACACCAGAGAGCUCAACAAAACCAACGACUAAAUCAGGGGAAACAAUUUCCGCUGGCGGAAAGAGUGUUGUUGCCAACGUAGCCGCUGCAUCUGGCAAGUCAGAAGACAAGCAGGAAAAAGAAAAUAAGUCAUCAGUGUCAGCAGUACCAGUCGAGUCCAAACCAGAUAAACCAUCUGAAAAGUCAGGGAUGGAUGCUGCUCUGGACGACUUAAUAGACACGUUAGGAGAACCUGAAGAAACCGAACAAGAUAACGCAACGUAUGCCGGACCUGAAGUUUCGGAUCCCAUGAGUUCUACCUACAUAGAAGAAUUGGGUAAAAGAGAAGUCACAAUUCCUCCGAAAUACAGGGAGCUUCUGGAAAAAAAAGAAGGGGUCACAGGACCUCCUCCAGACCCUCCGAAGCCCGCGGGGCCCGAUGAAGCCAUCGACGCCUUGUCCUCCGACUUCACCUGCAGUUCUCCUGCCCCUGGGGGAAAGAAAACUGAGAAGAAAUCAACGGGAGAAGUGUUAAAAGCUGAGUCAGCCACGGUAAUCAAAAGUGCUGUUCCACCCCGUGAGAAAAAAAGAAAGGUGGAGGAGGACACAAUGAGCGACCAGGCCCUGGAGGCUCUUUCGGAAUCGCUGGGCCGUCGGAAGUCCGAGCCUGAGCCUGACCUGAGCUCCGUUAAGGAAGUGGAUGAGGCAAAAGCCAAAGAAGAGAAACUAAAGAAGUGUGGUGAAGAUGACGAAACAGUCCCAUCAGAGUACAGAUUAAAACCUGCCACGGAUAAAGAUGGAAAACCACUACUGCCAGAGCCUGAAAAAAAAUCAAAGCCCUUGAGUGAAUCUGAACUCAUUGAUGAGCUGUCAGAAGAUUUUAACCAGGCCAAACGUAAAGAAAAACAAUCCAAGCCAACUGAAAAAACAGAAGACUCUCGGGCGGCCACCCCAGCUGCUGGGGCAGAGGCAGUGCCUCGGGCCUCCAUGUGCAGUAUACAGUCAGCACCUCCCAAGCCUGCGCCCUCGGGCCUGGUGCCGGACGAUGCCGUGGAAGCCUUGGCUGGUAGCCUGGGAAAACGGGAAGCAGAUCCAGAAGAGGGAAAGCCUGUGGAGGACAAAGUCAAGGAGAAGGCCAAAGAAGAGGAUCGUGAAAAGCUUGGUGAAAAAGAAGAAACGAUUCCUCCUGACUAUAGAUUAGAAGAAGUCAAGGACAAAGAUGGAAAACCACUCCUGCCAAAAGAGUCCAAGGAAUCACCUCUACCCUUGGAUGAAGACGUCCUUCUCGAUGCCUUGUCUGAGGACUUCACUGGACCCCCAAGCACUGCAUCGCUUCCAUUUGAACAUGAUAAACUUUCAGCUGCCAUCUCUGAACUGGUCUCCCAAACCGCAGCUCCAGCCCCCCAAUCUUCGGGCCCAACCCCGGCCACUUCGAAUGACAAAGAAAUUGAUGAUGCCCUUGAUGAGCUUGCUGACCGUCUAGGACACAGGCAGCCUGAUCCAGAUGAGGGCAAACCCAUAAGGGAUAAAGUCAAGGAAAAAGUUAAAGCUGAACAUAGAGACAAGCUGGGAGAGAGAGAUGACACCAUCCCCCCGGAAUACAGACAUCUCUUGGAUAACGAUAAGGGCAAACCAGUGGCGCCCCCUACAGAGAAACCCAAGGAAUCAAAGAAACCUGAAGAUGACCGAGACCCCAUCGAUGCCUUGUCAGGGGAUUUCGGCAGCUGUCCUCCAACUACAGAAACCUCAGCGAACACAGCGGAGGACAAAGAGGAGAAGACUGCUUCCAUCUCCAAAGCACCCAAAAAUAAGGGGAAAGCGAAGAAUUCUGCAAAGGCAAAGGAGGAAACCUCCAAGCCAAAAGCUGAUGAAGAAAAUACGAGUUAGAGUUGCCACUAUCUGGUAUCCACAUAUAAAAUCUACAGCUGGUGAAGGGUGACUUCUGAAGAACAAAAGGCUUUGACAACAAUUUUUUUCUGGGUGGCUUCUAGACGGUGAUAUUUGUUGAGGUUUUUUGUUGGGUUUUUUUUGUUUUUGACAUCCUAAAUAUCGGUUUCAUAUUCCUUUCCCAGAAAGAAAUUGAAUGUCCGGUUCACAUGUGUUAAUUGUACGGAGUAUUGAUAAACCUUGAAUUUUUCAAAAUUGCCUUGAGUUGGGAGAGAAAGGAACUUUAUAUUUCUAAGAGAUACAUUUGAUAGUUUCUUAAAGCAACGCACCCCCUCGCCCCCACAGAAGGAAAAACCUUUGCAAACUUUGCACAUUCUAUACACAGUGCCUGUAAAUCUCAUUAGUAUUUUUUGGUUUGCACAUAAUUUUUUGUUGCUGUUGUUAGCAUUUGGAAAACAACAACUUAAACAUUCUUCAAUGUUCUGAUUUCUCAUUACCCCUUUUCUCUUGGGCUUUUGAACCGUAUUUGACGUUUCUUUGGGUUAAUGUUUAUAAGUCUGAUAUAAAAAAUUGUGCAUUGGACACGUAUCUCCUCUUGCACUGCUAACGGUAAAUUAAUAGGGAACCUGGAUGGACCAGGAAGCACCGCACCCCUCUUCAGAGGUUAGGGAUUCUGCCCCUUAGAGUCAGCACAGAACACGCUGAAACUCGAAUCAGGUCAGGAGAGCAAGAUACAGAGUAUAUGUCACUGCACAGCACGUUCCAAGAAUAAUAAAGUCUACUUCUUAGAUUA
Molecule: messenger RNA, 3239 nt
Organism: Artibeus jamaicensis (Jamaican fruit-eating bat)
Lineage: Eukaryota; Metazoa; Chordata; Mammalia; Chiroptera; Phyllostomidae
Gene: CAST
Product: calpastatin
Exons: 31
Coding region: 128-2446 (772 amino acids)
Cellular component (GO): cytoplasm
Molecular function (GO): calcium-dependent cysteine-type endopeptidase inhibitor activity
Source: RefSeq, a predicted model, not a curated record